AAUCUCUGAGACUCUCUCAGUGAUUCAGACAGAGAGAGAGAGAGAGAGAGAGAGAGAGAGUGUGUGUGUGUGGAAGAGGGAGACAGAGAGAAGAAAGAUGGAGCAACAACAUCAGCUGGGGCAGAACGAGCAAGACCAGGAGCAUGACGUGUAUGGUGGAGAAAUACCUGACGAAGGAGAGAUGGAAGCUGAUGUCGACAUGUCUGCUGCCGAUAACGAAGAUGAUCCUAAUUCCAAGGAGAACCUGGAGGAAAUGAAGAAGAGGCUUAAGGAGAUCGAAGAAGAAGCAGGUGCUCUUCGUGAGAUGCAGGCCAAAGUCGAGAAGGAGAUGGGCGCCGUUCAAGAUCCCUCUAGCGCUACUGCAACGCAGGCUGAAAAGGAGGAGGUGGAUUCACGCUCAAUAUAUGUUGGUAACGUAGACUAUGCAUGUACUCCUGAGGAAGUCCAGCAGCAUUUCCAGUCUUGUGGAACGGUAAACAGAGUCACAAUUUUGACAGACAAGUUUGGUCAGCCGAAGGGAUUUGCUUAUGUUGAAUUUGUCGAAGUAGAUGCAGUUCAAAAUGCUCUUCUCUUGAACGAGUCAGAGUUGCAUGGACGUCAGUUAAAGGUAUCUGCCAAGCGUACAAACGUUCCUGGAAUGAAACAAUUUAGAGGGAGGCGGCCUAACCCAUAUCUUGGUUUUCGAGGCCGAAGGCCCUUCAUGCCUGGUCCCCCUGUCUUUGCUCCAUAUGGAUAUGGCAAGGUUCCAAGGUUCAGGCGGCCUAUGCGAUACAGGCCAUACUAUUGAUGGGUUUGCAUUAGCUUGCCAUGGCCAGAUGCUGGGUUUGGUGAUGUGGCACAUAAAGAUUGACGAGCCAACUUGAUAUUUCUAAAUCUUCAGUUAUUCGAAGACAGAUUGUACACACAUCCUGUUCGUUUGUCCAUGGAUGUUGGAUGUGAGAGACUGGCAGCUGGUGGUGAUGCUCAUCAAAUUCAGAUAUUUUCAAUUAAUUCUUGUAACUCUACAAUUUGCAAUUCUAGGUCACAUGAUUUCUGAAAAUAUUGUGAAUUACUCACUGCUGCUCUAUGCGCAAGUUCUUGUUAGGAGGUUGGAUUUAUUGAUAGCAGGUUGUUUCUUGGGAUUCAACAUUAACAAGUUGCCUCUGGAAGGUAGAGAUCUGGUGGUUUUGUUGCACAGGUAAAAUUUUGAUGAUGUUGGGAAAUAUCUUUUAUGCA
Telopea speciosissima is the source of this 1215-nucleotide messenger RNA. Its product is annotated as polyadenylate-binding protein 2-like. The coding region runs from base 98 to 787 and encodes 229 amino acids. Gene Ontology annotation, molecular function: RNA binding. Lineage: Eukaryota; Viridiplantae; Streptophyta; Magnoliopsida; Proteales; Proteaceae. The record is from RefSeq and is a predicted model, not a curated record. The transcript is spliced from 6 exons.